UUCAAUCAAAAAUCCGAAAGCCGGCCGUAUCUCAAGGCGAUUUAUUUUCGAAUCACGCGUAGGUAAUUAUUCUCGAGCGAAAUCAAAUUAGACUCUCGACCGAAUUAAUCGCUCAACCUUCCGUUCGUCCGAACUCUUUUCGCUCUGUUUUUCCGUAGCGACGAAUUCCGCGAGAGCAUUUUUAUUCCGGAAAAAUAAAUUAGCGCAGCCCGAUAACGUGUUUGGGCCAGCCCAACCCAGCCCAUUUGGCCCAAUUGAAACCCUAACCCUAGGGUUUCUCUAUAAAUACGGAUCCCUCUCCCUUGCCCUUGGUCAUUUUGCAUUCCCACCCCUCCACUUUUUCCAGCUGCCACAGCCUUCUUCCUCCUCUCCCCACACGCACAGCUCUCUUCUUCCCUGUGCAUGGCGCAGAAAAAUCUCCCAGCCGUGCAGCAGCUCUGCGCGCUCCCCUCGGCCACCAUGGCGCCCUCCUCCCUACUCCCUGCUGGCGAGCAGCAGCUCCAUGGCGCCCAGAUUUUUUUUCCAGCAGAGAGCUUCUUCCCUGCAGGUUGCCAGCAGCCUUCUCCCUGGCCGCCGAGCUCCCUGUUCCCCUGCUCCAAGGGCGCGCACCCACCUCCCAGCGCCCUUCUUCCCCCUAGCGCUCGCUCCCUGCAGGCGAGCAGCUCGACCCCUUCCUCCCUGCGCAGCAGCUCUGCCCACUCCACCUUGGUCAGCGCAGGGCCCCUCUGAUCCGAGCUCGAGCAGUGAGCUCACCGUCGCUCAUGGAGCCCCCACUCCCUGCUACACUUUCUCCCGGCCUCCUCUGCCCAGCGCCCCUUUUUCCCUGUUGGCCGUGGAUGUUGGCGCCCUCUCUAAAACAGCAAGUUUCCAGCGCCCCCUACAUCUCCUAUGGAAAACAGCAAGCCCCCACGGCGUCCUGGUGUUCUCGCUGCUCGACUUGGCCUCGCGAGCUCGCUGUCGGGACACCCUAGCCGCUGCUCCACCGCGCGCACUACCUGCUCGACGAUAUGCGCAGCCGACUGCAUGCUGUCUUGCUUGUGUUGUGCGCAGCCCUGCUCGCCUCUUUUCGGUGUUGUCAAACUGUCGGUGUGGAGCACUGUGUCGGGGACAACAUCGUCAACUUUUAUUCUGGCGUGCUGCUCAAUCCGUGCUGUCCCGCUGUGCGUCGUAGCGCUGUGAAUCCACGGCAUGGUCUCGACGUCGCUCUCCUUGCAACGCCCCCUUGCAGCCACACCCCUGCAGCUCCCGCACGCCGCACCACAAAAAAAAUCCCGCAACCACGCCUCUCCUCGCGCUUGCCGUGCUGUCGCGCGCAGCGAGAACCAUAGCGCCAUGACUUGUUCCGGCUCGGCGAGAGCAGCCGCGUCGUCAAUCCGUGCAGCCCCGACGUCUCCACGUCUCACUUUGCCGGGUCUGCACAGCCUCUUCGCGCCAUGCGAACAGCAGCAACAACUAAGUUAUUUUUGGACCGAGAGAUGAUGGUCGAGCCAGUGAUGUGGUGCCAACCACAAGACGCAGUUGGUGGACGGCCUAAAGAAUGGACUUAACCAGUGGAUGCUCGCCAAGCGAGUAUCCUCCCCCAACAAACACUAUCUAAGUGUUAAAUUAAAGGCAAGCCCCGGUUUUAUGCAUAACCGUUAUAUAUGCUAUUUUACUGCACUUAAUGAUUGUAGGUUUGUGCUGUGCACUUAAGUGUAGGAGUUGUUUGAAACCCUAGUUGCAUGAUCUCAGGAAUCCUAUUGAGAUGGAUACUAGUAUGCUAGGUCGAGUAGCUGCUUUACUAAUUAGGGAUCUCGGUAGAAGUCGAGUGAUUUUUCUAGCACUCGCGCGAGGUCAGGAAUUGCUUGUAUCCAUUUACAUAUCGUAUUGAUGAUGGUCUGUGGACAACGGUCCAUGGGGAUGCGUUGUCUACGAGACGGAAAUUGGAAUAAGGAUUAAGGUGUGGUACCGUGAGUCAAGCGUUUGAACGUACUAAGCACAUGCCGAGAAAUAUGGUAAAUCGGUAAGCCUAGUACCUGAGUGAACCUGGCAGUGGACAUAUCCCCUCACGCGACCUGAGACGAGGUCUCCCAUUCCGGUUAUGGUGGGUACAAGUGCGGUCACUGCACGACGGCAGUCGGGGUCAGUGAGGCAUUGUACGCCAAGGCGGUGAGCCCUGAUCUGCUGACGGGGAAUCGAUGGGGACGGUUGAUGUGUGUGGGGACGGAGUGCCCCUACAUGUCGUGUGUUUAGGUUUACCUUGCAAGGAUAAAAACUCGAUUCGAAUCGUCUGCUUCUCGCAGCUAAUGAGACUGCUUGAUCCAUGCUGCUACAUUGAGUAAUAAGUGGGAAAUGAGGUGACUGGCAAAAUGAUGUUGAUUUAUAAAAUGUUUGAUAUCAUGUAUGAAUAGCUAGGUACACAUCUAGUUAAAAGGAUCAUACUAAAACUUGAAAAGCUAAAACUUGAUUUUAGACUCAGCUAGUGCUUUUGGCAAACCAAACCCCUCAUCCAAACAGCUGCAUGUCUAGAGGUAGAGGAGUAGACUCCUCACACCGGGUAAGUCUAGCUGAGUAUUAGUAUACUCAGCCUUGCUUGUGGCAUAAUUUUUGCAGGUACCUCCUUGUUUUGGUUGAUGGUGUGACUUGGCCUUCGUCCCUGCCACCGGGACAGACGGUCGAGUGGGUUACUGCUUCCGCAGGAGAGGACCAGGAGGAGUAGCGUGGCCAGGCUUCGCCAUGUUACUCGGUUCUUCUCCGUUAGUUAUUUCCGCUGCAUUAAAAUUUAUGGUUAUUAUUUCUGAAACUCCGAUAAUGUAAUCACUAUUGAUACUUAUUAAAUUUGUGGUAUUAUGCUUUAUUGUCUUUAUCUGUGCCUCACCUUCGAGUGAGCUAGUGGUAUUCGAUCCUGGUUAAGUGGCUUUAUCGGACUAGAUCCGAGGGACUGACGGGUUAUUCCUGUUUAAGUGUGUUGCUGCCCUUAAGGGUGCGACUUGGGCACUUAAGCUGGAAUAAUUCGGGCGGUUCCGCCACAGCUGGUAUCGGAGCGAAUACCAGUACAGAGAAGUCAAUAAGUCAUGAUUACCAACCUUUUCUAAAGUAAAACUUGCUAGAAACCAAUGUUGGAUAGAUCGUCAGGACGAUAAGGAUAGACCUAGGACGUGAAGCCUUAGGAAAUAGAUGGGUAGCUAGGUGGCUAUUUAUAUAGGCCAUAAAGGCUACUACUACUAUUAAUAAGGAUGUUGUAGAAGCACCCGAAAAAUUAGUUAGGUCUGAGAAGACGACUAGAAUGAGCAUGCAUGCAUCAUGAUUGUUGCAUUAUAAUUGUCUCUUAUGCAUUAACAUGCCUCUCUCACCUUUAUUCCAAUAAUAAUAACUUGUGAAUAAUGUGAUGUACUGCUAUGUUUGGAGCUAUAAGAAGUGCCUUGUCCUGUGUUGUUAUGAUAAUCUUGAUUAGGUUGUGUUAUGUGUUCUUCUUGCCAUGCUGUCUAGGAGGUACGGUAACGAUUUAGUACAUUUUUGCCUCUAACCAAUAAAAAUUGUUGCCUGUUUGGCCCAUAAAAAGACCCCCCCACUUUAACCAACCUAGUGGUUAGCAAGUGAAACCUCAAAAAAAAAUUCAUGCUUGAGCUGGUAUUUUUGUUAACCCUUGUGUGUUUUACGCUUCAAGUUACGCCUGCACAGCUUAUAGACCCCCACAGCUUGACCCCUAAAUCGACUAAAACUUCCUUGUGCACUUGUUGUGUCAAAAAAAAAAUUUUUAUUGGUGUCUAGUUGCGCAAACCCUAUCAAGGCCAUGUCUCUUUCCAUAAAUCCUUGCCCCUAAAACUUCAUAGCAUUUCUGUCGAUCAUCCUAGCUGAUCCUGUUUGCCUACCUCUCCUUUCGCCUGGAUCUAAUAAUCCUUUUUCUUGUGAAUCAUGUUUGCUUUAUCAUCCGAAUCUCUGGAUCCCUUAAUGAUUCUGCCUCGUUAUCUGGUUAU
Molecule: messenger RNA, 3956 nt
Organism: Zea mays
Lineage: Eukaryota; Viridiplantae; Streptophyta; Magnoliopsida; Poales; Poaceae
Exons: 2
Coding region: 503-1171 (222 amino acids)
Source: RefSeq, a predicted model, not a curated record